This is a messenger RNA of Acanthoscelides obtectus, 1435 nucleotides long. NCBI's taxonomy places the organism in Eukaryota, Metazoa, Arthropoda, Insecta, Coleoptera, Chrysomelidae. The record is from the annotation of a GenBank genome assembly.
CAACGUUAUGAUUUUUCUCUGAUUAAGUGCUCACAAUUAAAUUAUGCAGCGUUAGAUGUUUCUACAAAUCUUAUCUGAGCGUUGACUUGUCGAUAAAUCAAUAAGAAUGCCUAAUCAACUAAUCUGAAGAGGUACGGGUACGGAAAAGACGGCUCAGGCAUAUAAGAAUAGCUGGUCAGUCUAGCGUGGUAUUCGCGUCGAUCUUUGCUCCAUCGGAUUAUCGGUACUUUAUUCGAAAAUGUCUUGUUAUAGAACUUUGAAUAAAAUUUCAAAAAACCAUUUCUUGAUCUUACGAAGGUUUUUGCGAACGAACGUAAUAAGUAAUCCUCACAUAAAGGUGUCUGAAGAAGUACAGGAUGCGAUUGAAUGCAAAAAGCCGGUCGUAGCGUUGGAAUCCACCAUUAUCACUCAUGGCAUGCCAUACCCGAAAAACGUGGUGUGCGCUGUACAAGUGGAGGGGGUAGUACGCAAGCAGGGCGCAAUCCCAGCUACUAUAGCCAUAAUACGGGGAAAAAUCCAUGUAGGCCUGUCAGAAACGGACAUCAACAUGCUGGGAGAUACCUCAUCGAGCAAGCCAAUAAAAACGUCUAGAAGAGAUCUAGCUUACGUGAUCAGUAAUGAGAUGAGUGGGGGGACUACAGUUUGCGGAACGAUUUUGGUGGCCGAUCAAGUUGGCAUUCCUGUAUUUGCUACUGGAGGUAUAGGAGGUGUUCACAGAGGGGCAGAUAAAACAUUUGACGUAUCAGCUGAUCUCAUAGAGCUUGGAAAAUCUGGCAUAGCCGUUAUAUCUAGCGGAGUGAAAUCGAUUUUGGAUAUACCCAAGACUCUGGAAUAUUUGGAAACACAAGGUGUAUUUGUGGGAACAUUUGGAGAUAGUAAUGAAUUUCCAGCUUUUUACUCAAGAAAAAGUGGCAGCAAAUCACCAUAUAUUGUCCAAUCCGCUAAGAAGGCAGCUCAGAUUAUCAAAUCUAGCAUGGAUAUGGAUUUGAAGUCAGGCAUGCUAUUUGCAGUACCAAUACCAGAAAAAUAUGCGUUGUCAUAUGAAACAAUGAAUGAAGUCAUAGAACAAGCUUUGAAGAGCAUGGACCCACACAUGGAGGGAAAACAAGUCACUCCAUAUUUACUAUCACAAGUGGCGAAACUUACUAGUGGCAAGUCUUUGGAGAGCAAUAUCGCUCUUAUAAAGAAUAAUGCAAUGGUCGCAGCCAAUAUUUCAGUCGAGUUGGCGAAACUGAGACAAUCGGGUGGAAGUGAAGUGCGUGAUAUGGAGCGCAGUAACACCGGAAGUGCUACAGAAAAUGGAGUGGAUGGACAUCCAAAACGAGGACCGGUCAUCAUUGGUGGCUCUAAUCUGGAUUGCAACGCCAUGCUAGCAGCGAAAGUCAUAAAGGUAAGAUACAUUGAUUUAUUGCUUGAAUUAAAAUUAUUCUUCUGA